Messenger RNA from Tupaia belangeri chinensis (Chinese tree shrew), 4513 nucleotides. Its product is annotated as zinc finger protein 235. Gene Ontology annotation, cellular component: nucleus. The record is from RefSeq and is a predicted model, not a curated record. NCBI's taxonomy places the organism in Eukaryota, Metazoa, Chordata, Mammalia, Scandentia, Tupaiidae. Gene Ontology annotation, biological process: regulation of transcription by RNA polymerase II. The coding region runs from base 206 to 4393 and encodes 1395 amino acids. The transcript has 7 exons. Gene Ontology annotation, molecular function: DNA-binding transcription factor activity, RNA polymerase II-specific; RNA polymerase II cis-regulatory region sequence-specific DNA binding.
AGAGUCACUUCCGCCCCAGGUACGCGAGGCCGCGGCCUUCGUUCCUCUCAGAAAGAUGACCUAAGUUUCCUAAGAACACUAAAUAAGACAAUAAACCUAUAGAAAGAACAUACUAAAUUAAACUCCUGGUCUCCCACUCCUCCUGAGAGUCAAGCUGAGCUGCUUUACGCAGGUGCCUGCCUUUUCCUAGAAAAAGGAGAAGAAAAUGACCAAAUUCCAGGAGAUGGUGACCUUCAGGGAUGUGGCUGUGGUCUUCACCGAGGAGGAGCUGGGGCUGCUGGACUCUGCCCAGAGGACGCUGUACCGAGAUGUGAUGCUAGAGAACUUCCAGAACCUGCUCUCAGUGGACCAUCAGCCCUUCAAACCAGACCUAAUAUCCCAGUUGGAGAGAGAAGAAGAACUUUUGAUGGUGGAGACAGAAACGCAGAGGGCUGGGUGUUCAGGAAGCAAGAAUCAACAUAAGACAAUGUGUAUUAAAGAAGCAGAAUUAAGCUGCCUUUCCUCCAAAGAGCUGUCCUCCUGGCAGUCCUGGCAAGAAGGUACAGGCGAGUUAACUAGGUAUCAAGAUUCCUUGGAAAAUUUCCAAGGGAAGAAUUUUCAGUUGCAAAAGCAAGAUGAUUCCUCCUGCCACGUUUGGACGGUAUUACCAAUUCAGAUUUCUGAAGAUGGGAAGUACAUAUCAACUCAUAUAAGAGAUGAUUCCAGUUAUAUAAAAAAUCAAGAAGUUCCUUCCUGGAGGGCCCAGCAUUCUUGGAGGAAAAUGUAUCUGACAGAGUCACAUAAUUGCCAAUGUACAUGUCAGCAAAUUUCCACGAAAAAUAAUUUAUGUAAAUGUGACAACCUCAGAUGGACCUCACAUGACAAUAAUAACCUGGAAGUACACAGGAAAGAAAAAAGUUAUAGCUGCCGUGACUGUGGAGAAGAUAUAAUGACAGUAUCGUUACAUAAUCAGGACUUAAUUCAAACAAGACGGAAGCCCUACCUGUGUAAUGAGUACGGAAAAGCCGUCAAUGAUGACAUGAGCUCUGAAGUUCAUCAACAGUUCCACUUAGAAGGGAAGCCCCAUACAUGCAGUCUGUGUGGAAAGGGCUCUAGUUACGAUUCAGUUCUUCAUGUUCAUCAGAGUGUUCAGAGAGGAGAUGAUGGUACUAUUGAGAGUUCACAUCUGCAAUCCCAUCAGAAAGUAGGUACAAAAGAGAAACCAUGCAAAUGUGGUGAAUAUGGUGAGAACUUCAAUCAGUACUCCCCUCUCGACACUUACAAGUUUAUCCAUGCAAGAGAGAUGCCAUACAGGUGCAACAUUUUUGAGAAAGCCUUUGAUCAUAGCGUAGGUCUUAACAGUACUUUGAGGGUCCAUAUUGGGGAGGGAUCCCAUGAAUAUGAGAAGAAUGAGAAUAUCUUUCAUCAGAAUUCAUGCAUUCAAGUCCAUCAGAAAAUCCACACAGAAGAGAAAUUAUACACAGGUGCAGAGUGUGGGAAGGGUUUCAUCUGUAGUUCAAAUCUUAAUGUUCAGCAUAGACUUUACAUGGAAGAAAGUCCCUAUAAUUCUGAGGGAGGUGAUAAUAGCUUCAAUCUGGCCUCACAUUUUCAGGACCUUCAGAUAGUCCACACUAAGGACCAACCAUAUAAACAUUAUUCAUGUGGUAACAACUUCAAUGAACAUUCUUAUCUUCACAGCCAUCAGAAAAUUCACAUCGGAGAAACAUCUUAUAAGGAGUGUGGGAAUGGCUUCACGUGGAGUUCAAAAUCUAAAGAUCUUCAGAGAGUCCACACUGGACAGAAACCAUACAAAUGCAAUGCAUGUGGUAAAGGCUUUACCCAUAGGUCAGUUCUUAAUGUUCACCAGAGAGUCCACACAGGAGAGAAACCUUAUAAAUGUGAGGAAUGUGAUAAGGGAUUCAGUAGGAGUUCAUACCUUCAAGCCCAUCAGAGAGUCCACACAGGAGAGAAACCAUACAAAUGUGAGAAGUGCGGUAAGGGUUUCAGUAGGAAUUCAUACCUUCAAGGCCAUCAGAGAGUCCAUACUGGAGAGAAACCAUACAAGUGUGAGGAGUGUGGAAAGGGCUUCAGUCGGAGUUCACACCUUCAAGGCCAUCAGAGAGUCCACACGGGAGAAAAACCAUUCAAAUGUGAAGAAUGUGGGAAGGGAUUCAGCUGGAGUUUUAAUCUUCAAAUUCAUCAGAGGGUUCACACAGGAGAAAAACCCUACAAAUGUGGAGAAUGUGGUAAAGGCUUCAGUAAAGCCUCAACUCUUCUGGCCCAUCAGAGAGUCCACACAGGAGAGAAGCCAUACCACUGUGAGGAGUGUGGUAAGAGCUUCAGUCAGAGAUCGUAUCUUCAAAGCCAUCAGAGUGUCCACUCUGGAGAGAGACCAUAUAUAUGUGAAGUAUGUGGAAAGGGCUUUAGUCAGAGAGCAUAUCUUCAGGGCCAUCAGAGAGUCCACACUAGAGUGAAACCAUAUAAAUGUGAAAUGUGUGGGAAAGGCUUUAGUCAGAGUACACGUCUUGAAGCACAUCGGAGGGUCCACACAGGAGGGAAACCAUACAAAUGUGAGGUGUGCACAAAGGGCUUCAGUGAGAAUUCACGUCUUCAAGCACACCAGAGAAUCCACAUAGAAGGGAGACCCUAUAAAUGUGAACAGUGUGGUAAGGGCUUUAGUGGGUAUUCGAGUCUUCAAGCCCAUCACAGAGUCCACACCGGGGAGAAACCAUACAAAUGUGAGGUAUGUGGAAAGGGCUUCAGUCAGAGAUCAAACCUUCAAGCUCAUCAGAGAGUCCACACAGGAGAGAAACCAUACAAAUGUGAUGCAUGUGGUAAGGGUUUCCGUUGGAGCUCAGGUCUUCUGAUUCAUCAAAGAGUCCAUAGUGGAAAAAAACGCUAUUGGUGUCAUGAAUGUGGUAAAGGUUUCAGUCAGAGCUCAAAUCUGCAAACUCAUCAGAGAGUCCACACAGGAGAAAAACCCUAUACAUGCCCUGAGUGUGGUAAGAGCUUUAAUCAGAGCUCACAUCUUUAUGCUCAUUUGCCUAUUCACACAGGAGAGAAGCCCUAUAGAUGUGACAGUUGUGGGAAGGGAUUCAGUCGUAGCACUGACCUUAACAUUCAUUGCAGAGUUCAUACUGGAGAGAAACCUUAUAAAUGUGAAGUGUGUGGAAAGGGCUUCACUCAGAGAUCACAUCUUCAGGCCCAUGAAAGAAUCCACACUGGCGAGAAACCAUAUAAAUGUGGGGACUGUGGUAAACGCUUUAGUUGUAGCUCAAAUCUUCAUACUCAUCAGAGGGUUCAUACUGAAGAAAAGCCGUACAAAUGUGAUGAAUGUGGUAAAUGCUUUAGUUUGAGCUUUAAUCUUCAUAGUCAUCAGCGAGUCCACACAGGAGAGAAGCCGUACAAAUGUGAAGAGUGUGGUAAAGGUUUUAGUUCAGCCUCAAGUUUCCAGAGCCAUCAGAGAGUUCAUACAGGAGAGAAACCAUUUCGAUGCAAUGUGUGUGGUAAAGGCUUCAGUCAGAGUUCCUAUUUCCAGGCCCAUCAGAGAGUCCAUACUGGAGAAAAACCAUACAAAUGUGAAGUAUGUGGGAAGCGCUUCAAUUGGAGCUUGAAUCUUCACAAUCAUCAGCGAGUCCACACAGGAGAGAAACCCUAUAAAUGUGAAGAAUGUGGUAAAGGUUUCAGUCAAGCCUCAAAUCUUCAAGCUCAUCAGAGUGUUCACACUGGGGAAAAACCAUUCAAAUGUGAUGCAUGUCAAAAGCGAUUCAGUCAGGCUUCACAUCUUCAAGCCCAUCAAAGAGUCCACACUGGAGAGAAACCAUAUAAAUGUGAUACGUGUGGUAAAGCCUUCAGCCAGCGGUCAAAUCUUCAAGUUCAUCAGAUCAUUCACACUGGAGAGAAACCAUAUAAAGGUGAUACGUGUGGUAAAGCCUUCAGCCAGCGGUCAAAUCUUCAAGUUCAUCAGAUCAUUCACACUGGAGAGAAACCAUAUAAAGGUGAUACGUGUGGUAAAGCCUUCAGCCAGCGGUCAAAUCUUCAAGUUCAUCAGAUCAUUCACACUGGAGAGAAACCAUAUAAAGGUGAUACGUGUGGUAAAGCCUUCAGCCAGCGGUCAAAUCUUCAAGUUCAUCAGAUCAUUCACACUGGAGAGAAACCAUUUAAAUGUGAGGAGUGUGGGAAAGAAUUCAGUUGGAGUGCUGGCCUCAGUGCUCACCAAAGGGUCCACACAGGAGAGAAACCUUAUACAUGCCAGCAGUGUGGGAAGGGCUUCAGUCAGGCUUCACAUUUUCACACACAUCAGAGGGUCCACACUGGAGAGAGGCCUUACAUAUGUGAUAUCUGUUCUAAGGGCUUCAGUCAGAGAUCACAUCUGGUCUACCAUCAGAGAGUCCAUAUUGGAGGGAAUCUGUAGACCUAUGAGGUUUGGUAUAGCCUUCACAUCUUCAUCCUCACUGGAAAGUUCAUGGUUAUGAUUGUGAAAGGUCCUUUAGAACUGGGCUUCAAAGGAUCUUUGUAGGAAAGAAAUUUUGUA